AUGUCCGUCGCCCCGUCCUACGACCGCACCGAAGAGCUCCGCGCGCUGGACGCAACCCUCGCCGGCGUCCGCGGCCUUGUUGCUUCUGGCGCGAAGCAGGUGCCUCGCAUCUUCCGCGUUCCCUCCCCUGAGGAGCCACUCCAGCAGGCCCAACAACCGCCAGCGGCGGCGACCGUCCCGGUGAUCGACCUCAGCGGCGACCACGCAGCCGUGGUGGACGCGGUCCGCGGGGCGGCAGGGGAGUGGGGGUUCUUCCAAGUUACAGGCCACGGGGUGCCCGAGCAGGUGUCAGCAGCGGUGGCGGCGAUGCGGGCGUUCCACGAAGCCGACGCCGGGGAGGGGCUCUACUCGCGGGAGCCCGGGAAGGCGGUGAAGUACCACUGCAACUUCGAUCUGUACCAGUCGGCCGUGGCCAACUGGCGCGACUCGCUCUACCUGCGCAUGGCACCCGACCCUCCCGCCGCCGACGAGCUGCUGGACAUCUCCCGACCGCAGGCAAGCCAUGGGUUAAGCUUAAUAUCUAUCCUCUGCCUUCUCCAACUGCCGUUCGAUUUCUCAGCAAGUCUGUUCGUUUGCGCGGAUGCCGAGCAGAGAAGGAACAAGCGACUGGCCCCCGUCGUAUUUCAAGGGGCUAUCUACGCCAAAAUCAAGCUGGCAGCAGAGUGCGACAAAGGCAUCAAAGUGAACUAUAGGGAUAUGCCCGGGUCGGACAAGGGACAGAUUUUAGUUGGGCAGUACUACCCACCAUGCCCCCAGCCUGAAGUCGCCAUUGGGAUAAGCCGGCAUUCAGACUCCGGCUUCCUGACGAUACUACUCCAGGAUGAAGUUGGCGGCCUUCAGAUCCUCCACGAGGACCAGUGGGUCGAUGUUACACCGACACCUGGAGCAUUCAUCGUCAACAUAGGCGAUCUCCUGCAGUUGAUCUCUAACGACAAGUUUAGCAGCGUCGAUCAUAGAGUGGUGGCAAACAAUGCUGGACCAAGAGUUUCUAUCGCGUUCUUUUUCACCACUGGUUUCCAUCCAGCUUCGACAAGAAUGUACGGCCCAAUCAAGGAGCUGCUGUCCGAGGAGAACCCUCAUUUGUACAAGGAAACCCUCGUCAGAGAGUAUUUUGCACGUUACAACUCUGUUGGCUUGGAUGGCAAGCAGAAGACUGCUCUAGCUGAUUUCAGGUUGUGA
Miscanthus lutarioriparius is the source of this 1179-nucleotide messenger RNA. The record is from the annotation of a GenBank genome assembly. NCBI's taxonomy places the organism in Eukaryota, Viridiplantae, Streptophyta, Magnoliopsida, Poales, Poaceae.